AUGGGCGCCGAGGGGGCGGGGCCGGCGACCGCCGCGGCUUCCAAGAUGGCGGCGGAUGCGUGAGCGCGGCGGUCAGUCCGUCGGUGAGGCCGCCGGGGCGCAGGGCCGGGCGGGAGGCGGCCCCGCCGGCCGCCGCCAUGAAAGGCAAGGAGCGCUCCCCGGCCAAAGCCAAGCGGUCGCGGGGCGGAGGGGGCGGCGAGGACUCGGCCUCCUCCUCCUCCUCGGCGCGCGGCGAGCGGAGCAGCAAGAAGCCGAGCGGUUCCGGCGGCGGUUCCAACGGCGGCAAAGCGGCGGCGACGGCGGCGGCGGCUUCCAACGACAGCAACAGCGGCAGCAGCCGGCGCGGCCCGCACACGGACAAGGCCGCCCGCGCCGGCAGCCGGGAGUACGAGAGCGGGGCGGCGGCGGCGGCGGCGGCGGGCGGCGGGGGCGGGCGGCACAGCUACGGCGGUAAAAGCGCGGAGCCGUCGCGGAGCGGCAGCAGCCGCGGCGCUGAGUCCAGAGCGGCGGUUGCGGCCCAGUCGUCCUCCUCGUCCGAGACGGGCGGCGGCGGCGGGGAGUACAAGACGCUGAAGAUCAGCGAGCUGGGCUCUGCUUUGAGCGACGAGGCGGUGGAGGACGGGCUGUUCCACGAGUUCAAGCGUUUCGGCGACGUGAGCGUUAAAAUCAGCCGCCUCCCGCCCGGCACCGGCGCUGCUGAUGAACGCGUGGCUUUCGUCAACUUCCGCCGGCCCGAGGAUGCCCGAGCCGCCAAACACGCCCGCGGCCGCCUCGUGCUGUACGACCGCCCGCUGAAAAUCGAGGCCGUCUACGUGGGGAGCGGCGGCGGGAGCAGCCGGAGGCGGAGCAGCCGGUCGCCGGCGCUGCUGGAUAAGGAAUCUCCCUAUGGAACGACUGCCGUGGGGUUGGCGGCGGCGGCGGCGGCUGUACGGCAUCCUGCAGCCGGGGCGACGCAGCGGGCUUUGUCCCCCGCCGGCAGCGGUGGGGCUUUGGGUUAUCGGGACUACAGGCUGCAGCAGCUCGCCUUGGGCCGCCUGCCGCCUCCGCCCCCUCUGCCCAGGGAGUUGGAGAGGGAGAGGGACUAUGGGGGUUUUUAUGAAGCGCGAGUGCGGCCGGCCUACGGGCUGGAACGGGUGGCCAGUGUGGCGGCUGCUGGGGGAUUCCGUGGAGGAGGAGGUGGUGCUGGAGCUGCUGGCGAGGAGGAGAUCAGCCCCGAGGAUGACCAGAGAGCCAACCGCACGUUGUUCCUGGGCAACCUGGACAUCACCGUGAGCGAGACAGAUUUACGCCGAGCUUUUGACCGUUUUGGGGUCAUUACUGAGGUGGACAUCAAAAGGCCGGGGCGCGGGCAGACCAGCACUUAUGGUUUUCUUAAAUUUGAAAAUCUGGACAUGGCGCACCGGGCCAAGCUGGCCAUGUCAGGAAAGGUGCUCUUGCGCAACCCUAUCAAGAUCGGGUAUGGUAAAGCCACUCCAACCACCAGGCUCUGGGUGGGUGGUCUCGGGCCCUGGGUGCCCCUUGCCGCCCUGGCCAGGGAAUUUGAUCGUUUUGGCACCAUUCGUACCAUUGAUUACCGCAAAGGUGAUUCGUGGGCCUACAUCCAGUACGAGAGCUUGGACGCGGCGCAGGCGGCGUGCACCCACAUGCGUGGCUUUCCCUUGGGUGGGCCGGACCGCCGCCUCCGCGUAGACUUUGCGGAUACCGAGCAUCGGUACCAGCAGCCCUACCUGCAGCCCUUGCCUUUGCCACCUCCUGCUCAUUACGAGCUCGUGGCAGAGGCGGCUGCUUUUGGGGCUCACCGGGGAGCCCCGCCCGAUCCGCUUCGGGGGGCCCGGGACAGGACGCCACCGUUACUCUAUAGAGACCGUGACAGAGACCUUUAUCCCGAGACAGAGUGGGUGCCACCCCCACCCCCUGUACGGGACAGGAGUAACCGAGCAGCUGCCUACGACCCGUUGGAAAGCCUAGAACGCCGUCGGGAUGGUUGGUCCUUGGAGCGGGACCGAGGGGAGCGGGAGUUGGGCAGUAGUAGGGAUCAGCCUAGGAAAAGGAGGCUGGCCGAGGACGGAGGCCGGCACUUGGACCGCUCUCCGGACAGCGAGCGCUCCUCUUCCUCUCGGAAGCGUCACUGCUUGACCACGACCACACCGCCAGACCGCAGCCCCGAGCUCGUCGGAGGGAGGGAGCGUUACAGCAGCGACCCGGAGCGCUCAUCGUCCCGCUUGCUCCUCUUGGAGCGGCCCUCUCCCAUCCGGGAGUCACGGAGGGGCAGCUUGGAGAGGAGUCAGAAUGAAAAGCGUGACCGAAAGAAUUCCGCUGAAAGGGAGCGGAAACAUCGCACUUCUGCAGCAGCUGCUGCACAGGAGUGCAAAAGCCCGGCCAAAAAGGAUGAACGUGCUGCGGAGGGAGGCGGUGGAGGCUCUCGCCUCAAACCUCCACCUCAGAAACAGCAGCAGGACGGAGCGUCGCAGGCUGGGGGAGCCCCCAAGCUGUGCUUGGCGUGGCAAGGGAUGCUUCUGCUGAAGAACAGCAAUUUCCCGUCCAAUAUGCAUCUGCUUCAGGGGGACCUCGGAGUUGCCAGCAGUCUCCUUGUGGAGGGAGCGACUGGUGGGAAAGUAGCUCAGCUCAAGAUCACCCAACGUCUUCGUCUGGACCAGCCCAAGCUGGAUGAGGUGAACCGCCGCAUCAAGGUGGCUGGUCCCAAUGGCUAUGCCAUCCUUUUGGCCGUGCCUGGCACAUCAGACAACCGCUCCGCAGCCGGGGCUGGCGAGGCCACCACCUCCACCCAGAGGCCGCUCAGGAAUCUGGUCUCUUAUCUAAAGCAAAAGCAGGCUGCUGGGGUGAUCAGCCUCCCUGUGGGGGGCAACAAAGACAAGGAGAACAGCGGGGUCCUGCACGCCUUUCCACCCUGCGACUUCUCCCAGCAGUUCCUGGACUCCACGGCCAAGGCGCUGGCCAAAUCAGAGGACGACUAUCUGGUCAUGAUCAUCGUCCGUGGGGCAUCCUAAGGCCCUCGUGUGCUCUGUACCCAACCCUGCCUACUCCUCCACACAGCCCCUCCAGCGUGUGCCAGGUGCUAUGGGAUACAGCCUUAGCCAGCCCUGUCGUUAUUUUAAAUUAGAUCUUUGUUUGUAGGUGACUUUCCUUGCCCAUGUUUUUUUUUUUUUUUUUUUUUUUUUUUCUGUUACUGCAUUUUUCUAUAAAGUUAGAAAGCCAGAAAGGUUGGUUAGCCAUUAGCGUGAGUAGGAUGUUUGGAGAAUCCCUUAUCCGUGGGGAUAGCAGGGAGGCUCGGCCUGCUUUGAUUUAUGAAAAAAAGAAAAAAAAAAAA
This is a messenger RNA of Phasianus colchicus (ring-necked pheasant), 3328 nucleotides long. RefSeq names its product RNA binding motif protein 15 (gene RBM15). The record is from RefSeq and is a predicted model, not a curated record. Gene Ontology annotation, molecular function: RNA binding. NCBI's taxonomy places the organism in Eukaryota, Metazoa, Chordata, Aves, Galliformes, Phasianidae.